This is a messenger RNA of Colletotrichum spaethianum, 1308 nucleotides long. RefSeq lists its product as uncharacterized. The transcript has a single exon. NCBI's taxonomy places the organism in Eukaryota, Fungi, Ascomycota, Sordariomycetes, Glomerellales, Glomerellaceae. Bases 1 to 1308 code for a protein of 435 amino acids. The record is from RefSeq and is a predicted model, not a curated record.
AUGGACCAGGUGUUGCCAAAGCAGUCCCUCUCCUUGUUCGAAUCUCUGCCUAUUGACUUGGUCGUGGCGCUUUUAUCCGCCUUGAUAUCCAUAGCCGACCUCCAUGCACUCAUACGCGCCUCGCCUGCGAUCUACAGGAUCUUCCUAUCGGCUAAGCGGGCAGUGCUGGUAGCUAUUGUGGCCAGAGACCUGGGUCCUGCGCUGCGGGACGCCGUUGGCGCAACGCUGAUAGCGCCUACAAGAUUCGAAGACAGAGUGGCAACAUACUUUGAUGAAAUCGAGAAAGUCAUCCAACGAUACAAGGCGUUACCCCGCAGUAAUGGAGGACUGGCAUCCGCGAGUGGCCUAUCUGCUGAUGCGGCCGUCGCAAUCGUUCAACUCAACCGCAGCGUGCAAUUCCUCAUCGAUGAGAUCGCCGCAUCUAAGCUCAAAAAGCUCCGCAAGGUACAUCCUGGCGCCGGCGGUUCGCUGACGGUAAACGAGCGCCGGCGCCUCGCUCAGGCUCUUCUUCGUCACCAAAUCCUUGCACACCUCGAGUGUAGUCCCACGCUGUCGCGCGGAGCUGCAGUCGUUCACAUGUUCUUCGAUCUCUUGAAACCUUGGGAGAUGCACCAGCUCGCUGAUAUCCACUCUUUUGUGCGCUGGGUGCAAUCUUGUGCGUUCCUCCAUUCCAAAGAAACGGAACUGGUAGACAGGCGGAGACAUGGCCGGUCAAAGACGCGGCUGCAGAAGGAGAAGGAUGAGGCGCUCUGUAACCUUGGCACCUUGCAUAGGAAAAUCGUUGCCGAACGCAAGCGCCUGGCGGCAGACAAAGGGCUGACGACGGCGUUUCUGUCAAGCCAUUGCGCGCGUACGGCCAUGAGCAAGGUGUCGGCCUCGGCUCACUUCCAAUUCCUCAUAGCGGGGCCAAUAUCCCUUCAUGCAGGCUCUGGGCGUAUGGCUGAAGAGUCUCGAAGCCUCCGUCACGAACUUUACCAGCGAGAGAAUUCCAUGCCGCCGCUGGUGCCCUCCGAAGACGACCCCAGCGCUCCACCAUUCGCAUGGGUCGACGGACACGGUAGUCUCGAUUGCCAGCGCUGGGGCACGCUCGCGCGCCGGGAAGUGCUGCCCGCGGGACAGGAGGACAUCAUGGCCCGCCAGCAGAUCUGGAUGCGGCAGAAGCUGGAUCAGUGGCGCUGGCUGGGAUUCCCGUUCUGGGAUGUGGCCCGCGUUGAGAUGCUCAAGACGCGAUUGCCUGUCUUUGAGACUGGAUGGCUUACAGUUGCGCCGCCGCCUGAUGAAGAGUGCGAGAUCUACACAGCUAUAUAG